Punctularia strigosozonata HHB-11173 SS5 is the source of this 4911-nucleotide messenger RNA. Its product is annotated as P-loop containing nucleoside triphosphate hydrolase protein. Lineage: Eukaryota; Fungi; Basidiomycota; Agaricomycetes; Corticiales; Punctulariaceae. The transcript is spliced from 30 exons. Bases 19 to 4749 code for a protein of 1576 amino acids. The record is from RefSeq and is a predicted model, not a curated record. Gene Ontology annotation, cellular component: membrane; fungal-type vacuole. Gene Ontology annotation, molecular function: ABC-type peptide transporter activity; ATP binding; ATP hydrolysis activity. Gene Ontology annotation, biological process: transmembrane transport.
CUCUAUCAGGCCCUCGACAUGGAUUGGGUCAGCACGUACGUGGCCACCGCGGCCGCGGUCGUCAGCGGCCCUCCGUUGGCGGACCUCUUGCUCAUACCGGUUUCGCUGGCCGGUUUGUCUGCCAUACACGUCGCUGGACAUGUCGUUCUACAACACGUCCGAGCCAAGAAGCAGUACGGGCCCAUAGCUCUCCAGGACGAGGAGGCUGCCCAAGACCAGUCCGAGCCGACGCUUGGACCGGUCGCGAAGCGGGGUGGAUGGCAGGGAAUCGUGUUGAGAGAGCUGAGGGUGUUAGGUCUCCUCGGUCUUUUGGGGUACGAGCUGGCCUUGGGAAGUGGAUGGAACAGAACAAAAAUACUGCUGGUAGCAUUUUACGUGUAUGCAUCCGCACUGAGCGCCGCUUCGUUCAUCACGGGCAGUCAAAGAUGGCGGAGGGUGCUGGAUGCGCAUCUUGGCAUCAUUCUGCUUGCCAUCUUCGGCGUCUUCGUCACGAAAGAUCUCGUCCCUCUCGCGGUCAUCGGUGGCGAACAACCCAGCCAGACUGCUAUCAUCCGCCUGGCGUUGCUUUUCGUCGUCAGCAUCGUUGUUUCCCUUGCGACACCCGGCCCGCAGACUUCGGACGCUAUCAGCAGUUCAUCGCUGGGCUCGUUCUUGACGUGGGGUUACUUUAACCCGAUCAUCUGGUACGCGUCGCGCCAUCCUCACCUGCCUCCCGAAAUGCUUCCGCCACUGGAGCAAGGCGAUGAUGCCGCCUACCUCGCCGAGAAGGAUUUCAAGAAAGUCGACCCCUUGUUGUUGCCGAAGCAGCGUUACAUUGCCUGGAGUCUUCUGGCUGUCUUCAAGCGGGAGUACGUGGUCAUGCUGACCUUGGUCCUCCUCGAGAGCGGAGCCAGCUUCUUGGCGCCCAUCGGUAUCAAUCAGAUUCUUUCCUACAUGGAAGGCUCUUCUACGAAUGGUAUUCGCCCUUGGGUCUGGGUCGUUUGGAUUGGCCUCGGUCCAGUGGUGAACUCGCUCUUGAGCGAGUGGUACCUGCACCAUGCCACCAAGAUCCUCACGCGCGCGGAAGCACUCAUGACGCAGCUGAUCUUCCGCCACUCGCUGAGGAUCCGACUGAAGUCUCAGGAUGACGACAAGAAAGACGACAAGAAGGCUGACAGCAAAAAAGACGACAAGAAUGACUCGGCUGAGCCCGCUGCGCACUCGCCCGAAGCGUCGUCGAGCAGUACCGCUGUGGAAGACGACACCUCCAGCGAGACCGCCGCUGGAUCGUCUGCUUCGUCGGUAGCCUCGUCGGAUCGUAGCCCUAGCCCAACGGCCUCCUCGGAGACCGCAGCGGCGUCGGACACUGAGGAGUCGACUACCUCGAAGGAUAAGAAAGACGGCAAAGGGAAGAAGGACAAGACUAGCGAGAAGAAGGCCAAGGAAGAGGAAGAAAAGAAGAGCACGAAGCAGAUGAUCGGAAAGAUCAACAAUCUCGUCACGUCCGACGUUAAUGCUCUCGGCAGAGCUCGCGACUUCCCGUAUAUCAUACAAGCGCUCCUAUCAGUCAUCUUCAGUGUGGUGUUUUUAUACCAAAUGCUCGGAUGGAGCUCGCUGGUCGGGACUGCCGUCAUCGUGAUCACUUUGCCCAUUCCGGCGUGGGUAGCCAAACAGCAGAUGGGUUCUCAACGUGAGAAAAUGAAAGUCUCCGAUCGCCGCGUGCAAGCCGUCAACCAGAUCAUGAGCGUUGUCCGGAUGAUCAAGUUGUUUGCCUGGGAGGACAAAUCGCUCGAGAAACUGUCGAAGAUCCGAGAAGAAGAACUUUCGUGGAUCCGAUACAACGGUACCCUUCAGUUGGUAAACUACGCAACGAACGUGAAGAUCCUGCCUCUGUGCAAUAUCCUCGCAACCUUCGGCUUAUACACGCUCAUCAUGCACCAAGAGCUCACUGCUUCACGCAUCUUCACCUCGAUCUCCGUAUUCUCAAUCCUGCAGAACUCUGUCGCGCGGAUGACGUACCAACUGCCUAUGCUUCUCAACGCCAAGGUAUCCAUGGACCGUAUCAACGACUUCCUUUGGAAGACCGAGUUGAUUAAACCGCGUGACACCGAGGAUGUCGCUUCUGAAACACCCGCUGUCGUUGCCGAGGACGAUGUCAUCGGUUUCAAAGACGCGACGUUCUCCUGGGACGCGCUGGAUGCGGAGGGCAAGCUCAAGGACGCCAAGAAACGCGACUUCCGCCUGACCAUCAACGGAGAGGUCACCUUUGAUAGAGGAACCGUCAAUCUCAUCGUGGGUCCUACGGGCGCUGGCAAGACGUCCUUGCUCGCCGCGCUGCUUGGCGAGAUGUACUACCAUUCGGACGGUCCUGAUUCUUGGUACAACCUGCCCAGGAACGGUGGCGUAGCAUACGCUGCACAGGAGACGUGGGUACUGAACGAGACUAUCCGCGAAAACAUCCUCUUCGGGUCGGCGUACGAGGAGGAACGCUAUAACAAAGUGCUUGAGCAGUGCGCGCUCGUACAGGACCUCGAUCUGUUCGCUGCCGGUGAUGAAACCGAGGUUGGCGAGAAGGGCUUGACUUUAAGUGGUGGGCAGAAGGCACGAAUUACCCUUGCUCGCGCUGUCUAUUCGAAGGCUCAAAUCGUACUCCUGGACGACGUUCUUGCGGCUCUGGACGUUCACACGGCGAGACAUGUGGUGAACAAGUGUUUCAAGGGCGACCUCCUCCACGAUCGCACUGUGCUCCUCGUCACUCACAAUCUGGCAUUAACGAAUUCCUUGGCGAAGAAAACCGUACGGGUGGAUGGCCGCGGUCGCGUGAAAGUCGAGCCCUCUCUCGCCGCAGCUGUGGAACACGAUGCAGCACUGCGGGCUGAGCUUGUCAAGGAGGAGCAGGCCACCAAAAGCGAUGCCCCCGCGCAGGAGGAGGCUGCCGAAGAAAAGAAACCGAAAAGCUCUGCAGGGAAGCUGACAAUCGCCGAGGACGUCGCUCACGGUACUGUGGGGCUGGAAGCCGUGAUGCUCUAUAUUCGCAACUGUGGCGGCGUUGGGUUCUGGGUUUUCCGCUUCUUCAUCAUUUUCUUCGAAGCUUGCCUCGGUCUUGCCAUGCCGUACUUCCUUGGUCUCUGGUCGAAUCAAUAUGCAAAGCAUCCUGCGUCUGAGGUUCCGGCAAUGAAGUAUAUGACUGGCUACGCCAUUCUUGCCCUGGCCGAGCUCGCGGCAGGAGUCAUCGGAUGGUUAGUUUGGGUGAAUGGCGCCAUGAAGGCUUCCAGCCGAAUUCACAAGGCGCUUGUGCAAUCCGUUUUCGGGUCGACGUUCCGAUGGCUGGACACAGUCCCCGUUGCGCGUGUCAUCACUCGGUGUACUCAGGACUUGCAAUCGGUCGACCAAAUGAUCCGGCAGAUCUUCAAUACGCAAUUCACGAUUACCGCCAACCUGAUCUUGAGGCUGAUCGCGAUUGUCUAUAUCGUGGGUUGGAGCGCCUUGGCUGCUGGUGUCCUCGUUCUGGUGGGCGGGAUGCUUAUCGGACGGUUCUAUAUCACUGCUCAACGAUCGGUGAAGCGCGAACAAAGUGUCGCCAAGGCUCCCAUUCUCAGCCUGUUCGGCGCUGGUCUGGCUGGACUUGCUUCCAUCAGAGCUUAUGAUGCUCAAGAGCACUUCAGCAAGCAGUUGGUCACACGUAUCAACCGACACACUCGCCUCUCGCGUAAUUUCUACAACAUCAACCGAUGGGUCGGCGUUCGCAUCGACACGCUGGGUGGUAUCUUCUCCGCGGUUGUUGCCGGUGGCGUUCUAUAUGGCGGACUCAUCAGCACCGGCGAUGCUGGUUUCGCUCUGUCUCAAGUCUUAGGCUUCUCCAUGGAGGUAUUCUUCUUCGUUCGUAUUGCGAACAUGGCCGAAGUGGAGUGCAAUAGCUUGGAGCGCAUCCUUGAUUUCCUCAAGAUCGAACAUGAACCUGAGCCAACCGAGGAAGGCACUCCGCCGGCUUACUGGCCUGCGAGUGGUUCUUUACGUGCCGAGAAGCUCAGUGCCCGUUAUGGUCCAGAAUCUCCUGAGGUUUUGCAUGAAAUAUCCUUCGACAUCAAGUCCGGCGAACGUGUAGGUGUGGUCGGUAGGACCGGAGCCGGAAAAUCGACGAUUAGUCUUGCCCUCUUGCGUGGUAUCUUGACGAGCGGUCAAGUGUUCUAUGACGGCAUCGACAUCCAUAAAAUCAACCUACGUGACCUCCGAGCCAACGUUACGCUUAUCCCGCAGCAUCCCGAUCUUCUUGCCGGAACCGUGCGCGAGAACCUAGAUCCCUUCGGCGAGCACGAUGAUGCCACAUUGAACGACGCCUUGCGCUCUGCCGGCUUGUUCCGGAUACAAAAGGAAGGAGAUCCUGCCGCCAUCACUUUGGAUACAGAGGUAGAGACCGGAGGAUCGAACUUCUCGCAUGGUCAACGUCAGAUCAUUGCUCUCGCACGAGCUCACGUACGGAGGAGUAAGCUCAUGAUCAUGGACGAGGCCACUGCGGCUAUCGACUAUGAGACCGAUUCGGCCAUUCAGGAGUCGAUCAGGACCACCCUGGGCAACGACAUCACCAUCAUCACCAUAGCUCAUCGACUGCAGACCAUCAUGGACUCGGACAAGAUCAUGGUACUUGACGCCGGCAGAUUGGCGGAGUUCGGUUCUCCCAAAGAGCUCCUUGCACAAAAGAAAGGCCUUUUCUACGAGCUCGUAGAGAAAUCGCACGAUAAGGAUGUGCUGUAUAAUCUGGUAAAGUCGUAACGACCUCGUAGAAUCAUAUGAUACCCCUUUAUGCCGUCUCUUUGUGCGCUCUCGAUAGGUUAUUGGGCCUACACGGAGAAUUGUCCAUCUUCGUUAAUUUGGGCACGUCCUUCAACAACUCUUUUCAUGUACCCUAUCCAGGACACUCAAUCGCGAUAUCCG